AACGAAUUUUUAACACGAUAGGUUAAGGCUACUAUAAAGGGGAGCUGAAUCAUCAUUCAUUUUGAAGCUAACUUGUUGGUAUUCGCUAUUGGAUUAGCACUGAUUUCUUGACAUAUUUGUGGAUCGAUUCCGACCUAAUUUUCAGAAGUAUGGGUGGUUGUGCUGCACCAUAUUGUUCGAAUCAGUCUAAAAAUAACUUUAGGAUGUUUCGUUUCCCUAGAAAUGAAGAAAGACGAAGAAAAUGGAUAGUUAAUUCUCGUCGAGAUCAAUGGAUCCCGGGCCCAGGAGCGUAUCUUUGUGAGGUACCUUUUGAAGAAAAUCAAUUUGAAUGCUCUAGGCAAGAUGGGCGUAAAAAACUCAAGCCCAAUGCUGUGCCAACUCUUUUCAAUGUGCCUAAUCCCCCACAACUGUUGACCCCACAGCAUCUAAAAGGCAUUGGUUUACCAAAGCAGCACCGUUCAGUUACAUCCAAUUUUUGUGGCUUGCUGCACAGUUUACCUUUAUCAACUGAAGCGAUUUCUGUUGCUGAACCAUCUGUUGUAAGUCUUCAUUUGAACAGUUAUUAA
Molecule: messenger RNA, 566 nt
Organism: Stegodyphus dumicola
Lineage: Eukaryota; Metazoa; Arthropoda; Arachnida; Araneae; Eresidae
Biological process (GO): regulation of transcription by RNA polymerase II
Cellular component (GO): nucleus
Molecular function (GO): DNA-binding transcription factor activity; RNA polymerase II cis-regulatory region sequence-specific DNA binding
Source: RefSeq, a predicted model, not a curated record